UGAGUUACACGGAUGUAUUAUAGUAACACAGGAAGUGAAGAAUUCCCUUUCCGCCUCUUAACCGGGCGCAGUUUACACGCGUGCUGAUUUCUUUGUAACAAAUCGUCAUAAAGUCAUCAAAUCAUAGGUUAUAAACUCCGAAAUUAUGAAACCCAUUCUGCUACAGGGCCAUGAAAGGGCCGUCACACAAAUCAGAUACAACAGGGAGGGCGACCUAUUGUUUACUGUUGCCAAGGACCCUGUGGCAAACGUGUGGUAUUCUGUCAACGGAGAGAGACUCGGCACGUACACUGGACACACUGGUGCUGUCUGGUGUGUAGAUUGUGACUGGGACACCAAGCAUGUGUUGACUGGAUCUGCGGACAACAGUUGCAGACUGUGGGAUUGUCAGACAGGGAAGCAGCUUGCCCUGCUGGAGACGAGUUCUGCUGUGAGGACUUGUGGCUUUGACUUCAGUGGGAACAUCAUCAUGUUCUCUACUGACAAACAGAUGGGCUACCAGUGUUUCCUGAACUUCUUUGACCUCAGGGACCCACAGCAGAUUGAGGACAACCAACCCUACUCUCAGGUGCCUUGCAACGAAUCAAAGAUCACCAGCGCGGUGUGGGGACCUCUGGGGGAGUAUGUCAUUGCCGGCCAUGAGAGUGGCGAGAUCCACCAGUACAGCGCUAAGUCUGGGGAGAUCCUGAAGACGGUGAAGGAGCACUCGAAGCAGAUCAAUGACAUUCAGUCAUCGGUCGAUCUCACCAUGGUCAUCACCGCCUCCAAAGACUGCACCGCUAAGCUUUUUGACUCCUCGACGCUCGACCACAUCAAGUCCUUCAAGACUGAGAGGCCCGUCAACUCGGCCGCCAUUUCUCCCAUCUGUGACCACGUGGUCAUGGGUGGUGGUCAGGAGGCCAUGGAGGUCACGACCACCUCCACGAGGAUCGGCAAGUUCGAGGCCAGGUUCUUCCAUGCAGCCUAUGAGGAGGAGUUUGGCAGGGUAAAGGGACAUUUCGGGCCCAUCAACUGCGUGGCAUUCCACCCUGACGGAAAAAGUUACGCCAGUGGAGGAGAGGACGGAUACACCAGAAUUCACUACUUCGACCCCCAUUACUUUGACUUUGAGUUGGAGGCAUAGAUGGUGGCAGCAGCAGCAGCAGCAGCAGCAGCAGCAGCAGCAGCAGCAGCAACAACAGCAUUCCUGACUAUCUGAGCGUUGACCACAGAUGAGUCGUAUGGCUACGUGUCAACACCACACUGCUAAGCAGCCCCAACCAUCGGCUGCACUAAUGCAUUUCUGGUUUUUGUAUGCUUGGUUUUACAUCAAUACUUCACUCGCUAUAGGGUCUGUUAAAUUAAUGGAUAUCUCAAAUAAACUUGGUUAUAACGCA
Clupea harengus (Atlantic herring) is the source of this 1376-nucleotide messenger RNA. It is a transcript of the gene eif3i, whose product is annotated as eukaryotic translation initiation factor 3, subunit I. Lineage: Eukaryota; Metazoa; Chordata; Actinopteri; Clupeiformes; Clupeidae. Gene Ontology annotation, molecular function: RNA binding; translation initiation factor activity; protein binding. Gene Ontology annotation, cellular component: eukaryotic translation initiation factor 3 complex, eIF3m; cytoplasm. The record is from RefSeq and is a predicted model, not a curated record. Gene Ontology annotation, biological process: cytoplasmic translational initiation.